AUAAUAUUCCGCAAUAAAUAUAGUCCGUAAUACCGAAGUCAGUUAGACGCUCCUGGAGUUUUGUUCAACAAUUUUAUAGGAACAAGAUCAGAAUUUUGUCUAUCUUGUUUGUAAAUAGUUACUUUCCAUAGCCUGUCACCUGGACGCCUUUUAAAUUGUAAAACAUUUUUGCGGAGCUGUUGAUCGAGAAUAUAGUUUCUCAUUAGUGCGGCGGAAAGUGUCCGUGUUCAGGAAUUUCGUAUAAGUGUAGUGACAUUUGCUUUCGUUCGUCAACCAACAGACUUCAAAAUGGUGGAAGGAGGCAUGAAAUGCGUCAAACUGCUUCUUUUUGCAUUUAAUUUUAUAUUCGUGGUGGUAGGAUGUGUACUGAUUGGAGUGGGAGCAUAUAUCCAAAUACAGUUCAAGGAUUACUUAGAUUUUGUAGAAGGGCAGUUUAGUUCAGCAGCUGCACUUCUUAUCGCCGUCGGUGUCAUCAUCUUCUUUAUUGCUGCUUUUGGCUGCUGUGGAGCAUGGAAGGAAAACUAUGUCUGUGUUAUGAUCUUUUCAGUAUUGCUGGGAAUUGUUUUCAUCCUGGAGAUCGCCGGAGGAAUAGCAGGCUAUGUUCUCCAUGACAAAGUUGAAGAUGGUGUGAAAACUUUGAUGGAGGACUCAAUGAAACGCUACAACGCUGACCCAACAAUCUGGGAUCUGGUCCAGAAAGACUUUAAAUGCUGUGGUACAACCAAUGGGACAGACUGGGUGAGCGCUAAUAAUGGAACCUAUCCCAAGUCCUGCUGUAAAAAAGAUGCUGCUACCUGUGACGGAAAAGGAACAGGCAUAUACACCGAGGGAUGUCUAGAUGCCUUUGUUAACUGGGUGAAGGAUAAAAUCUUCAUUGUUGGAGGCGUUGGAAUCGGGCUUGCUUUUGUACAGAUUGUUGGAAUCCUCUUUGCCUGUUGCUUUGGUCGGGCCCUGAAGAAGGAAUAUGAAGUUGUGUAAGGCUACCAUCACAGAUAUUACUUGUGAGGGAUUCGGAUACAUCUGCUGCCCAAAAAUGAAACUCCUGGAAGCUCAUUAUCAGCAAAGAUUUUCGAACUUCUGCUGAUGUAAAGAAAAUGAUUUCACAUUCUCUGAUUGGCAUAACACAAUUUCUUUUGUGUUUCAUGAAAAACAUGCCAAAAUCUUAAUUCUUCAUCUUUUCACCUAACAUUUCUUACAAUCAUUUCAAAAGGAACAAUUUGAUAUCAAAUUAUAUUGGUGCAUGACAUUUGAAGGAGUUUAUUUUUUUCCAAAUAUAUUUUGAAUUCAUAUUGGAAUUUAUGUUUGAGAUGGAGAUCAUAUAUUUGACAAACACAAGAAUAUUUCUAAGUCUUGUGAUAAGGCAAACAUCUCAUCAGUGAUCGCUGGCAUUGUAUCAUUUCUAGAGAGACUCAUACUCUGGAAAUUUUUUCCGGAAAAAAUCAAACCGGGGGGGGGAUGUGGAGGAAUUUCGGUUAAACAUUCAAUCAUCGUAAAAGUUUAUUUUGUUGUUGAAGUGUACCUAGAGUUAUGAGAUUUGACCUUAUUGAAGGCCAGCGUUGUUAUAUUGGAGGUUGAGGGGAAAAUUUACCACAUAUUACUAACCGUCACAUAAUAUUACACUGCAUAUGUAGUUGUACAAUAUCUGUAGAUUUUAACAGUUGGGAAAGGACAAGUAGAUGGUGUUAAUCAGGGCAGUGAACUUCAAGAUUUGAUCAAGUUCGAAGCAUCAAUAGGAUGUUAUCAAACUGAAGGGUAAAAAUGGACAGGUCAAGGUUGAACAAUCAAAAUUGUCAUUCAUAUUUACAAGGUUGAAACAGAUGUUUACACAUUGACACAGGUCAAAAUGAUGCUCUGAGAUUGAAAUGUCGGCUGUCAUUUAGGCAUUGACAUAGGUCAAAAUGAUGCUCCGAGGUUGAAAUGUCGGCAGUCAUUUACGCAUUGACAUAGGUCAAAAUGACUUUUCAAAGUUGAAAGGUCAACUAUAGUUGACUGAUGAAACCAGUCAUCUUUGACUGUGCUUAGCGGGCCCAAUUAUCUGUUGUCUUUUUUUUUGUAAUUUGCUAUAUAUUUUCUGUUAGUAAAAGCAAUUAAAAUGCUUAAAAUUUCA
Molecule: messenger RNA, 2107 nt
Organism: Pecten maximus
Lineage: Eukaryota; Metazoa; Mollusca; Bivalvia; Pectinida; Pectinidae
Product: CD63 antigen-like
Exons: 5
Coding region: 289-978 (229 amino acids)
Cellular component (GO): membrane
Source: RefSeq, a predicted model, not a curated record